Drosophila suzukii is the source of this 1918-nucleotide messenger RNA. It is a transcript of the gene Cog8, whose product is annotated as conserved oligomeric Golgi complex subunit 8. NCBI's taxonomy places the organism in Eukaryota, Metazoa, Arthropoda, Insecta, Diptera, Drosophilidae. The record is from RefSeq and is a predicted model, not a curated record. Gene Ontology annotation, cellular component: COG complex. Gene Ontology annotation, biological process: intra-Golgi vesicle-mediated transport.
CAUCUCUAAUCAGCUGUUUUUCAUAGGCAAUUUUCUUAGCGACAACAAAUUGGAUAAUUUCGGAAUUUUAACCAGAAACAAAUGGAUUUUCCGGACAAAAUGGACCUGGAGAACGAGAGGGUGCUGAAGCUGAUAUUUCCCGACGGAGUGCCGGACAACCUGCGUGGCAAUCCGGAGUUAGACAACUACCUGGCCAAACUGGGCACCUGCAAGGUGGAGCAGCUGAAGAAGGAGCAGACGCGCCUGGCGGACGAGGCGCGCAGCAUCCUGGAGCAGACGCAGGACCUGGCCAUCUCCAACUACCGGACCUUCAUCACCACGGCGGAGAACUCGCGUUCGAUUUUCAGUGAGUUCCUGCGAUCGGAGCAGCAGCUGGACACGCUGGUGGGCAAGCUGCCCGAUCUCAGUGUCCAGUGCGAACGCUUCCUGCAGGACUCUGCCGAACUGAACGAGCAGCGGCGCCUCAACUCCAUUACUUUACAAAAGAACGCCCAGUUGUUGGAGGUCCUGGAGCUGCCGCAACUCAUGGAGCGCUGCAUCCGCGAGGGUCGCUACGAGGAGGCCUUGGAGCUGGCCGCCUAUGCCACUCGCUUGGGCCAGCACCAAGGACACAUUCCAGUGGUCAAAAGCAUUGUGCGCUCGGUGGAAGCCCUGUGGCACACUAUGCUUGUGCAGCUGGUGGCACAACUGCGGACCGACUUGCAGCUGCCCAAGUGCUUGCAGAUCGUGGGCUAUCUGCGCCGGAUGCAGGCCUUCGGGGACAACGAGCUGCGCCUGAAGUUCCUGCAGGCAAGGGACGCCUGGUUGACCUCUUGCCUGGAGGCCAUACCCACUGGAGAUGCCCAGCAACACCUAUCCAAAACCAUUGAGAUCACGCGAAUAAACCUUUUUAACAUCAUUACCCAGUACCGCGCAAUUUUUCCGGAGGAGGACGGCAGCUUGAAGACUCAGAGCUCCUUGAGGCCUCUGCAGGGUGUGAGCUGCAAUGGGGACCGACUCUUCCAGGCCUGGCUGCACAAUAAGAUCAACGACUUCUUACAGACGCUGGAGAAGGAUCUACAGCUGGGAGUGGGCUCCGUUGAGACUGUGCUUGGACAGUGCAUGUACUUCGGGCUGUCCUUCAGCCGCGUGGGAGCCGAUUUCCGUGCCCUAAUGGCUCCCAUUUUCGUGGGAGUGAUACGCAGACGGUUUGAGAGCAGUGUGGAGCAGGUUGACGAGCAGUUCGAGAGGGAGUUGGAGAGAUUCACACUGAUCAACAAGGUGGCGCUGCACUCGCACGCCCGCAAGCAGUUGGAUCCCGAGCAGGAGUCCUUUGCGCCGCCGGAAACCCUCUUGGAUUUCUAUCCGCUAGCAGCCCUGUGCAAUGGUUAUCUGACUGCCUUGAACGAACUGCGUCUAUGUGCUCCCUUGGCCCUGGCUACCGAUGUGACCCGCUGUCUGCAGCACUCGCUGCAACUGGCCUCCCAGCGAGUGCUGGCCUUUUAUCGGCAGGAGCAGCAGGCCUUCGCUGGCAGCGAAAGGGAGGCUUUUACUCGACUCUGCUCCUGUCUGGCAUACGACCUGGUGCCCUACAUGCAGCGGUGCAUCCACGGCGUCUUCCCUCCGCAGUCGCUGACAGUUCACUUGGGGAUUAGUCUGCUUCAGCUGGAGCAACAGCAGCUUACAUACCUAGAGCAGGCACGCAUCCUGGAACCCCUGAAGCACCUACUGCCCACCAAGGCUCUGGUGCAGCCGCAGGAAGCCCCCAUUGAAUCGAAGACAAGCGUUGGAGUGCCUGUCACUGCCGAGGGAUAAAGGAAAACAUUCAACACGUUAAUAGGAGUAAUGUAAAAAUGUAUGCAUUAGUUGUAAACUAUAUUCCAAUAUUUAUGUAUCUUUAAACUGCUAAGCUUAUUUCUUUUUAAAGGCACUUAUUAAA